AUGAAACCUAUUUCGAAGAUUGUCUCACCUAAGCCAAACACCGCGGAAUCAAAACGGCAAUCAAAAAGAUCUUUUGGAGAAAAUGACACCAAAGCAAGGCACAACAUCUCUAAGAAGGAAUAUCAGAGGAACCCUCAACUGAAGCAUGCUUACCUCAGGGCUAGCCAGCGAGCGGCGCAAAUCAUGAAUCAUCAACCCGUCAUACAGUGUGUGGUCAAAAGGCAGACAACGGAGUUGAAAAGGUUUGACGUCGUAAAAUUUCAUAAAUUUUUCCUCAUCAAACCCGUCGUAUACAUCAUGGACGAGUACGAGCAAAUUACAGGAAACGCCGCCCAAAUUCUCGAGGAGGAAGAGACGCAAGAAGUUGGGGGAAACGUCAUUGUUCAGGGGAAAAACCUAUCUGAAAGCCGGCUAAUUGCAUUGGGCAAAAGCUUAGAUGAAGGUGGAAAGUACAUUAAUGGCUAUGAUCAUAAGGAUGUUAUUGCUGGCGCUGGAACGGUUGGCUUGGAAAUAAUUGAACAGUUUCCUGACGUUAAUGCUGUAGUUUUGCCGGCAGGUGGUGGAGGACUUGUUGCAGGAGUGGCUACUGCUAUCAAAGGAUUACGUCCCGAUGUGAAAAUUAUCUCCGUUGAAGCUGAUCGUUGUCCAUCAUUCAAGAACGCUCUUCAAGUUGGUCAUCCAAUCGAAACCUCCGUUUUACCGACUCUCGCCGAUGGCUUAGCUGUACCUGUAAUCGGUGUUAAUGCUUUUGCUACAGCUAAAGACAAAGUUGAUGAUGCGAUAGUUGUCGAUGAAAAAGCGAUCGGUUUGGCCAUCUUGCGCCUUGUUGAAUUGGAAAAGAUUGUGAUCGAAGGGGCUGGAGCUUGUGGAGUCGGAGCAUUGUUGUUAGGGAAACUCAAUCAAUUUAAAGGGAAAAAGGUGGUGACUGUGCUUAGUGGAGGCAAUAUCGAUACAACCCAAUUGGGGCGCGUAAUGGAACGAGGAAUGGCUUGGGAUAAUCGUCUUGUGCGCUUCAAGGUGAAUGUAUCAGAUCGUCCUGGUGGGAUCUCUGAACUGACGAAUAUCAUUGCCGAGAAUGGCGCUUCAAUUAAGGACAUUUUUCUGGAACGUUCCUGGAGUCGUUCUGAUGUAUUUACUGUGCGAGUGAAAAUUGUGGCCGAAACGCGUGACAUUGAUCAUCCUCGAGAAUUGGAUUAUGCUGUACAGAAACGAUAUGCC
This is a messenger RNA of Mesorhabditis belari, 1218 nucleotides long. Lineage: Eukaryota; Metazoa; Nematoda; Chromadorea; Rhabditida; Rhabditidae. The record is from the annotation of a GenBank genome assembly.